Molecule: messenger RNA, 1228 nt
Organism: Closterium sp. NIES-67
Lineage: Eukaryota; Viridiplantae; Streptophyta; Zygnematophyceae; Desmidiales; Closteriaceae
Source: the annotation of a GenBank genome assembly
ACCACCAGUUGCCUCGCCUACUAGUGCUAGUCUCUCUCGGUUCUUCCUUCAGCGUAAGUCCCGGUUGGUUGCUCGUCCCGAUUGGUUGCUCGUCCCGAUUGUGUUCGUGACUCCGACGCCUGAUCAGUGCCUCUCUUCCUGUCGCUCCAUCCCUCCCUCACAUCCCUCUCACGGCUAGCGGCUAGGGUGCUGCCGUCGUCGUUAAUCUCCGUUUAGCGCCGGCAAGAUAUGCGACUGUAGCGUCGAUGUAGCGUUGGUCGGGGGGGCAAUGCUGACAGCAUUCACAGUGGAUUUGCAUUGGCAUAUCGGCGGUAGCAACUCCAGGGUUGUAGCAGCAGCUCGGCUGUAGCUGCAGCUCGGCUGUAGCAGGAGCUCGGCUGUAGCGUCAGCGAGGCGAUGGUGUCCCAACCAGCAGGUGGGUCGCAGUCCGGGCACAUAUCCCGCGAAGAUCGCGAGCAGGCGAUCGGCGCCGUGAUGCGCCACAUGGUCUUCAAGAACAGCAGCCACCCGGGCGUGCCUGUAUCGAGGGACGAGCUCAAUAAGGUCAUCGCCGCCCAGCUGGCAGGGAGGCGCGUGCCCGGGCUGCCGGGUGUGAUUAUAAAGGAGGCUCAGGCGCGGUUCCCCGCUGCGCUGGGAUUCGAUAUGAAGGAACUGGAGAGGGGGACAAGGGGGAGAGGGGGAGGGGGAGGGGGGCAUGAGGGGGGACGAGACGAGGGGGGAGGCGGAGAGGAAGGGGGGGACGGGGGAGGAGGUAGGGGAGGAGGGGGAGGGGGGACGAAGGAGUAUGUGUUACUGAGCCGGUUACCAGCAGCGGUGUUGUCGCGAUUCGUGGAUACGCCAGAGCAAGCAGCAGGCAGUGCAUUUACUACCAUAGUGUGCGCGCUUUUAAAGGGGGCCGGAGGAAGUAUCCCCGCAGACAAGCUAUGGGCGCUGCUGGGGGCACUGGGGGUGCGCAGGGGGGAGGAGAGGCACCCGCAGUUUGGGAAUGUGGAGGAGAAUAUGAAGCGGCUGGAGAAGCAGAGAUAUGUGACAAUGGUGAAGGGCACUUGACGUUCCGUUUCUCCCACCUCUCAUGCCCAACGUCUCCCGUGGAGUUGCUUCCCAGAUAUGUGACUAUGGUGAAGGGCACUCGAGGGGUGGGUGGGGAGGAAGAGCAACUGUAUGAGCUGGCAGAGCAUGCUCGGCUGGGCAUUGGAGCAGAGAAGCUGCAGAAGAUGUUCAACGAGGU